Prunus armeniaca (apricot) is the source of this 3081-nucleotide messenger RNA. The record is from the annotation of a GenBank genome assembly. Lineage: Eukaryota; Viridiplantae; Streptophyta; Magnoliopsida; Rosales; Rosaceae.
AUGGAUAAGUCAUGGAUGCACUCGGAUAGAAGAUCGAAGGCAUAUGAGUUAGGGGUGGAAGCAUUUUUGAACUUUUCUGUAGAAAAUCUUCUAACUACCACACAUAUCCGUUGUCCAUGUGUUAAAUGUGUUAAUUUGAAAUUGUUUGGGGUUGGAAUUAUAAGGGAUCACUUAUACUUUAAUGGAGUUGACCAAAGCUAUAAGAAUUGGACAUUUCACGGAGAACCUUGGGAAGCAGCUACUAAUGCUAGUAGAAAUGUUGAAGAAGAUGAUGACCAUAGUAGGUACAGUUUUGUGUCUGAAGAAAUAGAGAUGGAUGAUAAUGAUUUUGGUGAUUUUGGAUCUGAUCCUUAUGAGUUUGCCAAUGUGAUUGGGGAUGGAGAUCAACCAUUGUACCCUGGUUGUAGAAAGUACACGAAGUUAUCGGCAUUAGUGAAGUUGUAUAAUUUGAAGGCAAAAUAUGGGAUGAGUGAUGUCUGUUUUACAGAAUUAUUGAUACUUCAAGGCGAUUUGCUUCCAGACGGAAAUACAAUACCGGCCUCUAUGUAUGAGGCAAAAAAGACUUUGUGUGCAUUGGGGCUGAGUUAUGAGAAAAUGCACGCAUGCCCCAAUGAUUGCAUCUUGUAUAGGAAGGAGUAUGAGGAUUUAACUCAUUGUCCUAAUUGUGGUAUCUCAAGGUGGAAGGAAGGCAAAGAUUCAAUCUUGAAAGAGGGUGUGCCAGCGAAGGUGGUGUGGUAUUUUCCUCCAAUUCCAAGGUUUAAAAGGAUGUUUCGAUCACAUGAGACCGCUAAGAGUUUGACUUGGCAUGCUGCUAGAAAAUCAAUUGACGGUUAUAUGUCUCAUCCAGCGGAUUCCCCGUCUUGGAAACUUCUUGAUGAUAAAUGGCCCGAGUUUGGUAAUGAGCCGAGAAACUUGAGAUUGGCUCUUUCAUCUGAUGGAUUCAAUCCCCACAGUUCUCUAAGUAGCAGAUAUAGUUGCUGGCCAGUUAUCUUAGUUACAUAUAAUCUCCCUCCAUGGCUGUGCAUGAAACGAAAGUUCAUGAUGUUGACCUUAUUGAUUUCCGGUCCUAAACAGCCCGGAAAUGAUAUAGACGUCUACUUGGAGCCUUUGAUUGAUGAUUUAAAAUCUUUGUGGGAUGGGAUUGGAGGAGUGUAUGAUGCACAUAAUGGAGAAUACUUUACACUCAGAGCUGCAUUAAUGUGGACAAUUAAUGAUUUCCCCGCCUAUGGAAACUUAUCUGGUUGUGUUGUUAAAGGAUAUAAAGCUUGUCCAAUAUGCGGCGAUGAUACACCUAGUCACAGGUUGAAAAAUGGCCACAAAAUUUGUUACAUUGGGCAUAGAAAAUGGUUACCGAUCAAUCAUCCAUAUAGGAGGCAACGUGCAGCUUUUAAUGGGAAACCUGAAUAUGGCACGCCUCCUGAGCCAUUAACCGGAGAAGAAGUGCUGCAUAUGGUUGAAGAUGGUGACAGAGUUUGUUGGAAGAAGAAAUCAAUAUUCUUUGAUCUCGAGUAUUGGAAAUACCUUCCUGUGAGGCAUGUCCUAGAUGUUAUGCACAUUGAGAAGAACGUUUGCGAUAGUAUCAUUGGUACAUUGCUGGAGAUCCCUGGAAAAAAUAAAGAUGGGAUUGCUGCUCGAUUAGAUUUAUUGAACAUGGGGGUCAAAACUGAUUUGCAACCCGAGUAUGGAGAAAGACGUACUCGUUUGCCUCCCGGGCCUUGGAAUUUGUCAAGAGCAGAGAAGAGAGAGGUUUGCAAUUCUUUCUAUGGUAUGAAGGUCCCUGAAGAUUCAAGACUUCUUGGCCUUAAAUCACAUGAUUGUCAUACCUUAAUGCAACAAUUGCUCCCUGUGGCAAUUCGUUCUGUUUUGGAGAAAGCCUGCAAGACUGUUGAUGUUUCCAAGCUAGAUAAGUUGGAAGAAGAUGUAGUAGUUACUUUGUGUUUGCUUGAGAAGUACUUUCCCCCUUCAUUCUUUGAUAUCAUGGUUCAUCUAGUAGUACAUCUUGUCAGAGAAGUUCGUCUGUGUGGGCCAGUAUAUUUUAGAUGGAUGUAUCCGUUUGAAAGAUAUAUGAAAGUGCUAAAGGGGUAUGUUCAGAAUCGUACUCGUCCCGAAGGUUGCAUUGCUGAGCGGUAUAUAGCUGAAGAAGCUGUAGAGUUUUGUACCGAGCAUUUAUCUGAUGUUAGUACAGUUGGAGUGCCUUCAAGCCAAAAGAUGGGAGUUUCAAAGCCAUUAUCAGGUUGCACAGUGAGCGUAGUUGAUCGGGACCUGUUGAACCAAGCACAUCUAUAUGUCUUGGAGAAUACGGAGGAAGUCCUACCUUAUAUCGAGCAACAUAUGAUCCACAUCCAGACCGCUUAUCCAAAAUUUAGAAAGAGAACAAAGUGGCUGCAGGAUAAGCACAAUAGCACUUUCAUUCAAUGGCUACGCUUCAAGGUUCAAAGUGAACUUAAUGAGGAAGACAAUCAUGGCGUAUCAGAAAAUUUAAGGUGGCUAGCAGCUGGUCCAAACAUGGCAGUGCCAUUAUAUAGGAGCUAUCUCAUUAAAGGUAUUAAAUUCAACAUCAAGGCACAAGAUGAUGUGCGGACAACUCAAAAUAGUGGAGUUUAUUUACUUGCACAUACUAUGCAAGUUGCUAGUGCCAAGGAUAAAAACCCAAUUCUCUCAAAUAUGGGUUUCUAUGGUGUCAUUCAAGAAAUUUGGGACCUUGACUACCAAAAGUUUACAAUCCCAGUCUUUAGGUGUGAUUGGAUUGAUAAUACUUCUGGUCUUGUAGUGGACGAACUUGGAUUUACCCUUGUAGAUUUGAGUAAAAUUGGACAUAGGAAUGACCAAUUUGUUUUGGCUUCUCAAGUCAAACAAGUAUUUUUUGUUGACGACCCGAUGCAUCGUGGUUGGUCGGUAGUGUUAUCAAUGCCUAAUAGAGAAUAUAAUGAUGUUAUUGGUGAUGAUGUCUUAGGUGAUGUGAGAAUUGAGUGUGAGCCAUUUACUAGGGGGAUGCCAAAUGUUGACACAUUUGAUGAAGUGGUGGUUGAGUUAGGGAGUCAAAAUAUUCGAGAUGGGUGUGAAGAUAUAUGGGUUGAAUGA